UGGAGAUGGCCCGAGUGCUGAUGGAGAGGAACCAGUACAAAGAGCGACUUAUGGAGCUGCAGGAAGCUGUGCGGUGGACUGAGAUGAUCAGGGCUUCAAGGGAAAAUCCAACUAUCUCAGAAAAAAAGAAAUCCAGCAUCUGGCAGUUCUUCAGCAGACUGUUUAGCUCCUCCUCCAGUGCCCCUGCCGUAAAGUUUGAAUCCCAGUCCAAUACGAAGUACAGCACUCCGGGCAGCACGGUGAAGAGGAGCAGCACUUUCUCCCAGUUCCCCACGGAGAAGUCCAAGACAUUUGACUUCCUCAAUGAAGAUAAGGAACAGUGCAGUUCUCCAUCACGUAAAGAGCAGAAGAGAAGCCAGUACAGACAGGUCAAGGCUCACGUGCAGAAGGAGGACGGACGAGUCACUGCGCAUGGCUGGAGCCUGCCCAGCAAAUACAAGGUAGCAAACGGUGGACAAGUGGAAAACAAAAUGAACUUACCUGUGCCGGUUUACUUGAGACCUCUGGACCAGAAAGAUGCUUCUAUGAAGCUGUGGUGCGCUGCCGGGGUCAACCUGUCCGGGGGUCGGGCAUUUUCCUCAUCAGAGCUUUCUAAGCAGACAAAGGGUUCUCAGAGCAGCUUGGAUCAGCUGGAGCAGGAGAGUAAGGAUCGGGAAAAAGGGGAGAAAGAGAAGGAGCUGAUUGUUCAGGACGAGAUGUCCAGUCGUGUGUGGGUGUGCACUAGCACCCACUCCUCCACCAAGGUUAUGGUUCUGGAUGCCACUCAGCCCUCUGACCUGCUCGACAGCUUCUACGCCUGCAACACUCACAUUGUCUGCAUCGCCAGUGUGCCAGGUGUGUUGGAAACUGAUUAUCCAGCAGGUGAAGCUGUACCCCAAGACCUGGAGUCCAGCCAAGGGGAUGCGGCGUCACUGGCUGGCAGCGUGGCCAGUGUAGGCUCAGCAGGCAGCGAUAGCGCCUCGGCAGCCGAGGGCACCACUGCCAUUCCCCAGACAGCUAGUGCAGGUGUUGCCGACCAGCCGGCUGAGCACAGCGCCACCUCAGCCUCUGCUCCCACUGUUGAGUUGUCCAGAGAGACCAGUCCAGCAGAAGAUGGGGUUCCCACAGCGGAAGAGGCAACAGAAGCAACGGAGGCUAAUGCUGGCGUGGGCGAAGAAGGAGAGGAAGAUCAGGGGGCUGACCAAAACCAGCCAGGAAUCUACACGGAGCACGUGUUCACCGACCCACUCGGGGUGGAACCCACUGACUCCUUAGUUGCUGAAUCACAGAGGGGAUCCAGACAGGAUGGGGUGACUUCUCUGGCAGAAGACUCGGACCCAUCAGAGAUUGAGGUCCUGAGGAUGAGCAGUGCACUUCCCACCAUGUGGCUCGGUGCUCAGAAUGGGUGUCUGUACGUCCACUCGUCUGUGGCUCGGUGGAGGAAAUGUCUUCAUGCCAUCAAACUGAAAGACUCGAUCCUCAGCAUAGUGCAUGUUAAAGGGAGGGUCCUGGUAGCACUGGCUGAUGGGACAUUAGCAAUUUUCCACAGAGGCAUUGCAGACGGACAGUGGGAUCUAACCAACUACCAUCUGCUGGAUCUGGGCCGGCCCCACCACUCUAUCCGCUGUAUGACCGUAGUCCACGAUAAGGUUUGGUGCGGCUACAGAAAUAAGAUCUACGUCAUCCAGCCAAAGGCCAUGAGGAUAGAGAAAUCCUUUGACGCUCAUCCUCGGAAGGAGAGCCAGGUACGGCAGCUGGCCUGGGUUGGAGAUGGCAUCUGGGUGUCCAUCCGACUGGAUUCAACUCUACGCUUGUUUCACGCCCACACCUACCAGCACCUCCAGGAUGUGGACAUUGAGCCCUAUGUCAGCAAGAUGCUGGGUACAGGUAAAUUGGGUUUCUCAUUUGUGAGAAUCACCGCUCUCGUCGUAUCCUGCAACCGACUGUGGGUGGGUACAGGAAAUGGCGUAAUCAUCUCCAUCCCGCUCUCUGAAGCUAACAGAACAACAGGAACAGUGCCAAAUCGCCCGGGCAGUGCUGUACGGGUCUACGGUGAUGACAGCUCUGUGACAGACUGUGCAAUGCCAGGCAGCUUUGUGCCAUACUGCUCCAUGGCUCACGCCCAACUAUGUUUCCACGGACACCGGGAUGCUGUCAAGUUUUUUGUGACAGUGCCAGGUCAGGCGAUGCCACCUCCAGGUGGUGCAGAUUCAGGCUCUGAUGACCCUGCAUCCGAAUCCUCUGACACAGCAACUUCUGAGACCAAAACCUACCUGGUCAUGAGUGGAGGGGAAGGCUACAUUGACUUCAGGAUGGGUGAUGAAGUAGGCGAGUUGGAUGGUUUAUCCGAAUCGACAGCCAGCCUGCAGUCGGCGCCUGCCAAGAACGAGCGGAGUCACCUCAUCGUCUGGCAGGUCACGACUUCUCACGAUUGAAAAACUUCAUAGACUCUUGUGUUUAUGCCAGGGGUGCCCACCAACCCCUGCAUGCCAUUCUGGAAGUUUUUAAUUUGUUCUUAAUACCUGAGUAGUUUACUACUUUGUAAAGAAAUCAAAAAGAAAACAAACAAAGAAAAAAAAACAAUUAUUUUUAGUCCAUGUUUUGUAAAUUUUAUUGUUUAUGAAUCUGAAAUAGGUAAAAUGAAGUAUAUGUUAACUUUAAGAAUACGUCCAGGCGUUCCCUUCUGCAUGCUGAAGAAGCUGGUGCACACACAGGGGACAGGGGAAAGGCUACCUUUUAGCACAUCGUGUGGGAUGGGCAGUUUGAUCAGGUAAUUGUCUGUUGCUUUGUAUCUCAAACGUUAAAAAGGCUUUCGUUGUAAACAAAAAAAAGGGACUUACCUGAAGUUGAAGUCAUCUAAAUAAAGAGCAGGCGGUUUUGAGUUAAACUGAAGUAUAUUUUAUAGUAAUCAGACUAUAGCACUACAUGUGUUAACCAGCACCGACGUCUUUCCUGUGUUGAACAUUUUAAGACCUGAGCAUCAAAAACCUGCAAGUUAUAAACGUAUAAAAAGGUAUCGAAUUUCUUGUCACCGGCGAUAUCAGGCUGAUUACUCGACUGUAUUGUUUGUUUGGUAUUAGAGACAUAGCUUGCAGCAAGUGGUGCACAUUAAACACACUGUUGCAUAUUUAAAUGUGCUUUUAUGCAGGAAAAGCUGUAGGCUACAACAUUGUUUGGGAGUUCGAAUGUCCCACCAGUUGCAACAGGCUGAUGUUUUGUUCUAUGAAUCAUGUCUAAGCACUUUGGGUACUUCAAGGUUUCCUGUGGUUAGAAGAACUAGUUUACUGUAGGUUAGCAGUAGCCUGCAUGAAGAAACCCCUCGUGCCGUAGGUGAGGAAAAUCUUCCUGUGCCGCCAGCUCAGUGCUUCCUGUUUGCUUCAGCUCGUCGGCACUUUAAAUUGUUAGAUGUUAGUCGCUUUGGAGGAAAACUGCUGUGUCCUGUUUGUAUGAAGGGAACAAAAUGUACAAAUAUUUUUUAGGAAGAUGGUCCCAGUAACCAAAGGAUGUACGAAGAAGUAUCUCAAAACUAUUUCAUUUGUAACUCAAAUAUUUGGGAGCGCGUGCGCGCAUAUAUUCAGGAUUUAAGCUCGAAUGAUGCAAAUUUAACUAACAGCAACAUUUCUGUGUGGCACCUUGAAUCGGACGGCACUAAAGAGAGACUCUCCUGAUUGCUUCAUCAUUCCAUGUUUCAUUGUUACACACACAGAUUUCAGGCCUAUAAGGCACAUUUUCUUUAUUUUUUUGUUGUUAUUUUGGGCAUUGUGUGUGUUUUGUAUCCAUUUGUGAGACACUUUGAUUAAGAGAUGAGUAUUUUGAUGAUUUGACUGUAACCUGACAGCAGGAUACCAACAUUAAGAAGAUGUUGUAAUUUGUUUUUAUAUGUGAAGCCUUGGUCUUCAGUCCAUUUCAAAACAGUAACUUUAUAUUGUGUUUUUGCCAUUCCAGUAUUUAUUUCCUUUGCUAUCGAGCCUAUCUUGGUUCAGAAUGUAACUUUCUACACGGGCAGAGUAUCAUAGGCGGCUAUUGUGAACAGAAUAGUCUAACGAGUUUACAUGAUUGUUAAUAAUGGUUAAAUAAAAUGGAUUAAUGUCAUUAUGUUGGAAAUUUUUCACAAACCAUGAGAUCAAAUUGUGCAGAGAAAAACUUUCAUUCAUGUACUAAGCUAUGCAUGUUUUUUUAGAGAACACUGCUAUAUUAUCGGCUAAAUCUCAGUAUAUUGCCACCGUUUUGGGUGGGGUGGAUGUCAGUGUAUGUAUGUGCGUGUUUUGUGUUUAGAGUACACAUGUACACUUAGGAGUGUCUGCCAGUGUGUGUUUGAUUUUCCAAGUGUGUGGUGUGUGUCUGCUUAGUGUAUGUUCAUCCUUAAAAACAAAACCCAGAGGCUGGUCCCAUUUAUUUCUCUGGGCGCCAUAAAUGGUGGUCAAUGUUUGCUAAAACAGUAUCAUAGCCUUAUUUUUAACAAUCUAUUAAACUCAGUUUCAUGGAUAA
This is a messenger RNA of Haplochromis burtoni (Burton's mouthbrooder), 4467 nucleotides long. RefSeq names its product C-Jun-amino-terminal kinase-interacting protein 4. Gene Ontology annotation, cellular component: cytoplasm. Gene Ontology annotation, biological process: vesicle-mediated transport. The record is from RefSeq and is a predicted model, not a curated record. NCBI's taxonomy places the organism in Eukaryota, Metazoa, Chordata, Actinopteri, Cichliformes, Cichlidae. Gene Ontology annotation, molecular function: signaling receptor complex adaptor activity; kinesin binding; JUN kinase binding.